AUGACUCAGCAGGAAGUGGAGGAUGUAUCAGACGUGAUUACUGGUACGGUUUUUAUUUGUAAUGUACCUGCACAUGUUUUAUUAGAUCCAGGUGUUACGCAUUCCUUUGUUUCUAGUAUGUUUCUAACUAAGCUGAAUAGGAUGCUAGAGCCUUUAUCUGAGGGGUUAGUUAUAUACACUCCAGUUGGUGACGUUUUACUAGUCAAUGAAGUGCUGCGUGAUUGUGAGGUUUUAGUAGAAGGUCUCAAUAUGCUAGUGGAUCUUCUUCCACUAGAGUUGCAGGCAUUGGAUGUAAUUUUUGGAAUGGAUUUCUCAUUCACUCACUAUGCUUCUAUGGAUUGCCAUAGGAAGGAAGUGACUUUUAGGAAACCAGGUUUGGCUGAAAUGGUUUUCAGGGGUGAGAAGAAAAUUAUUCCCACGAGUUUGAUUUCAGCUCUGAAAGCUGAGAAGUUGUUGAGAAAGGGUUGCACAUCGUUUCUUGCACACGUAGUAGAGGUGCAAGAAGAAAAGCUGAAACCAGAAGAUGUUCCUGUAGUGAACGAAUUUCUUGAUGUUUUUCCAACUGAUCUAUCAGGUUUUCCACUUGAUAGAGAGGUAGUGUUCUUAGGGCAUGUAGUUUCAGCGGACGGAAGUGUUGAUCCGCAGAAAGUGGAAGCUGUUGUCAACUGGGAGAGAUCAGCUAAUGCAACAGAGGUACGUAGUUUCCUAGGCCUGGCUAGAUACUACAGACGUUUUGUUGAGGAUUUCUCACGAUUAGCAUUACCCUUGACAGCUUUGACAAGGAAGAAUGCUAAGUUUGAGUGGUUGGAUAAAUGCGAACAGAGUUUCCAGGUGGUAAAGAAGAGAUUAGUGACAGCAUCUAUUCUAUCACUUUAUGUAACAGGGAAGGAGUAUGUGAUCUAUUGUGAUGUUCGAGGUAAGGAAGUCGAGACUUCCGAAGAGUGCCUUGUGUGGUAUUCAAGCAACCUUGCUGAGUUAAGAGGUUUCAGGGCGGUUGUAACUGCAAAGAGUUCAGGGAGUCUUUUAGCUCAAUUUCAGGUUAGGUCUUCUCUAGUAGCAGAGAUUGUGAGAAGACAGCCAGAGGAUAGUAACUUACAAAAGAUGCUUGCAAAGUCCAAGCAAGGCCUAGAGGUAGACUUUGAGUUGAGAGCAGACGGAGCCAUAGUUAAGCAGAGAAGACUAUGCAUUCCGAAUAUUAGUGAGCUUAGGGGUGUUAUACUAGAGGAAGCUCACUAUUCAGCUUACGCUAUGCAUCCAGGAAGCACCAAGAUGUACGAAACUUUAAAGAAAACUUAUUGGUGGCCUGGUAUGAAGCGAAAGAUAGCAGAAUAUGUUGAUAAAUGUUUGAUCUGCCAACAGGUUAAACCAGUGAGACAGAGGCCAGGAGGACUCCUUAAUCCACUGCCAGUGCUGGAGUGGAACUGGGAGCAUAUUACCAUGGAUUUUCUGUUUGGGUUACCUCGUACUACUUGUGGACAUGAUGGUAUACGGGUAAUAGUAGACAAACUCACUAAGACAGUGCAGUUUAUAUCGAUUAAAGCGACGUCUACACUAGAUCAGCUAGCUAAGCUAUACGUCGACAGGAUUGUGAGUCAGCAUGGAGUACCAGUGUCCAUAGUUUCAGAUAGGGAUCCAAGGUUUACUUCUAAGUUUUGGCCUAGUGUGCAGAAAGCAAUAGGAACAAAGUUGAAGUUCAGUACAGCAUUUCAUCCCCAGACGGAUGGUCAGUCAGAGAGGACCAUCCAGACCUUAGAAGACAUGUUGAGAGCAUGUGUCCUUCAGUUUAAGGGAAGUUAG
Benincasa hispida (wax gourd) is the source of this 1797-nucleotide messenger RNA. The record is from RefSeq and is a predicted model, not a curated record. Lineage: Eukaryota; Viridiplantae; Streptophyta; Magnoliopsida; Cucurbitales; Cucurbitaceae.